Microthlaspi erraticum is the source of this 441-nucleotide messenger RNA. NCBI's taxonomy places the organism in Eukaryota, Viridiplantae, Streptophyta, Magnoliopsida, Brassicales, Brassicaceae. The record is from the annotation of a GenBank genome assembly.
AUGGAGAAGGACGAACUUAAGAAACUGAAUCAUCUCUCUCUCGUCUCCAAUGUGUGUAACGAAUUGGAAACGCAUCUAGGGGCUACGGAAAAAGUUUUGGCCGAAUUCAUCAUCGACCUUGGCCGCAACUCCGAGACUGUCGAUGAAUUCGAUAAGAAGCUGAAGAAGGAAGGCGCGGAGAUGCCGGAUUAUUUCGUCCGCUCGCUGUUAACUGUAAUCCACGGGAUUUACCCUCCGAAGCCCAAGUCGGAGAGGAAGAAGGACGACGGAGAGGAUCGAGGUAAUGAGAAAUACAAAGGCUUGGCUAUUAAGGAUACUAAGGAUAAAGUGAAGGAGCUUGAGAAGGAGAUUGAAUUGGAAGCUCGGGAGCGACAGAGAGAAGAGGAUCGGAAUAGAGAUAGAGACCGAGGUCGGGAUCGGAGAGAUUCCGGAAGUAGAUGA